Loa loa (African eye worm) is the source of this 1704-nucleotide messenger RNA. Its product is annotated as major facilitator superfamily transporter. The record is from RefSeq and is a predicted model, not a curated record. Gene Ontology annotation, molecular function: transmembrane transporter activity. Gene Ontology annotation, cellular component: membrane. Lineage: Eukaryota; Metazoa; Nematoda; Chromadorea; Rhabditida; Onchocercidae. The transcript is spliced from 11 exons. The coding region runs from base 1 to 1704 and encodes 567 amino acids. Gene Ontology annotation, biological process: transmembrane transport.
AUGUCACGUACAGUUCAUCCAUCCAGUGGCGUAAUAACGACAGUAAGAAGAAGUGAAUCUACCGGCGAAUCUUUCAAACUAUCCGACUUGCAGUCUUGUCGAAAAUAUGUCUCAUUCCUGACUCUCGUUUAUUUUCUGAUGGUGCUUACGCAAGUGUGCAAUCUUCUGUUUAUGACAUUUGCUGACCGAAAGCCAACUGUGAAGGACUUUUGCGAUAAGCAAUAUCCGGAAUAUAUCGCGUCAAAGAACUGCUCAUCAAAUGGUUCCUGUUGGGUUUUCAUUAAUGAAUCCAAAGUACUCUGCGGCUCGAGUUACUACGAUUUCAUGCCGAUUACAAAUGAUUUUGAAGUACCAGUUGAAUAUGUUAAACUAGGCACGACACUACAAAAUAUUGGUUUAAUGAUAGGCGCAGUCGUCGCCGGUAAUUUUGCUGAUAUUUACGGCAGAAAAAAGGUCUUAUUUAUUGGUACCAUUGGAAUGAUGAUAUCGUUGUUAGCAACGUCUUUCGCUCCCUCAUUCAUUGUAUUCACUUUUAUUCGUUUCUUUGAUAUGGUUUUCACAGGUGGGAAGCAUUGUGUGAGCAAUCCAUAUUUCAUGGAAAAUCUUCCUGACAAGCAUCGAAUGUGGAUAGCCACGGUGGUCACCUAUUCACCAAAUUACAUCAUCUUGUCCGGUAUUGCCUAUCUUAGUAAUGACUGGAAAACACUAUCCAGAGUAGCUGCUGGAUUAACCGCUUUACCGUUGAUAAUGAUUCCAUAUCUAAGAGAUACGCCACGAUGGCUUAUCAAAAAAGGUCAAGGUAAGCAAGCCGCAGAAGCAGCAGUUUAUAUUAAAAGAUGGGAUGAAAAGGUGUCGCCAGAGAAAGCGAAGCAUAUAGCUUAUAUUGUUGAAAAAUCCGUCGAAGAGGAGACAGAGAAAUCGAGUAAAGCUAAUCGGAACUACUAUUUUUAUCAUUUGUUCACAGAUCGUAAAUUGGGCAGCUACACAAUCGUCUUUGCCAUCAGUCUGUUUUCAACAAGUUUCAUCAGCUACGGCAUUGCCUACAAUAUGGAUGCAUUGGCGGGUACGGUCUAUAUGAAUGUGAUCAUCCUAGGUGCCGCACGUUAUGGUAUCAACAUUAUUGCCGCCAUACUUGAAUUUACAAUUCAACGUGUUGGCCGGCGCUUGUUGCAUUGUUUAUCAGCUGGAUUUAUCGUGUUUAUGAUGGGAAUGAUUUUUAUCAUCUAUUUAUUUGCAUGGCACCAAAUUGAAGAAUAUAAAGCGAUUGUAAAAGCCGGUGGACAAGGUGACCGAUUGAUUCAUGCAAUUGUCACCUUCACUCGUUACUCAUCAUUACUUGCCGCAGCGAUGUGUACCGAAUUAUUCGUCCUGAACAAUGUUCAGCCAACUGAGCUAUUUCCGACACCAGUACGCAGUGCUGGAAUUGCUUUUAUUCAAACAUUCAAUCGUCUCGGAACAAUUAUCAGUCCACUUGUUUUCAUACCGAGUAAACAUUGGCCUCCAGCACCGUUCCUCCUGAUGUUCAUCACUUGCCUGGCUGAUUUCCUUCUCUACAUCUUCAUCGUACCAGAAACUCGAGGCAAGAAACUGCCUGAUCAUAUGCCUGGCGAAGAAACGGAAAAAGAAGAACUAACGACUCGUAAACCUGGAGCUGACUUGCCAUCACUUAAGAACAUCCACACUAUCAAAUUAGAUGCAUCUUAA